Messenger RNA from Pieris macdunnoughi, 336 nucleotides. The record is from the annotation of a GenBank genome assembly. Lineage: Eukaryota; Metazoa; Arthropoda; Insecta; Lepidoptera; Pieridae.
AUGAUAAUUAGCGUGUUGGUUGCGCGAGCGCGAGGUAGCGCACAACUAGCCGCUACCUUCCGUCGACCUUCAGAGUCGGUUCGGAGCGAGCGAUUGUCUGAGAAGCGUGCGGCGCCGGCGUCGGCGGUGAACGAACUCACCUUGACAAAUGCACCAUUUGGCAUUGUUCGCGGGAAAACCGGCGGCCUUGCGCACACCGCGCGCCGCUGCUCGACCAAUCGUGGGCCUUCGCGCCACAGCCUGCGACCGUUUUGGCGGGAAUCACUCCCCGCGUUCUCCGUUUGGCGCGAGUGUCGUUCAGCGUCAGCGUGCCACGGUUUCAGUGUGACCUUUUAA